UACAAACCCCUCGCCAAGCCCGUCCAAGUCCAGGUCGGCGACGGCAAAUACGUCGAAGCCGUCGGAAAGGGCGACCUCAAGGUCGGCAAACUGCGCAUGCGCGGUUCGUAUCACGUCCCCCUCCUCGCCCACAACCUCCUCUCUGUCCGCCGUGUCGCCAGGAACGGCUGGAGCUGGACUUUCGCGGAUGACACCAGCACGCUCCGCGGUCCCGACGGAAAGGUCCACCUCCACGCCCCCAUCCGAGACGGUCUCUACACGGUACGCGAUACCCCU
Molecule: messenger RNA, 276 nt
Organism: Dioszegia hungarica
Lineage: Eukaryota; Fungi; Basidiomycota; Tremellomycetes; Tremellales; Bulleribasidiaceae
Exons: 1
Source: RefSeq, a predicted model, not a curated record